AUGGAAAAUGCUGGUGCAGAUCUUGAAGACCCAUGUGAGGGCAGGCUAUCAGCAAUAUUUGCAAGAGCAGCAAAACACGUAUUCGGCUUCUUCUUAAUGGUGGUUCUCUGCAAUCUCACGCACUACUUUCUAAGGCCUUUUUCACAGCCUCGCAUCACCUCUGAAACCCUUGUGGGGCUUCUCUUUGGGAACUUAGGCAUUGUACACCACUUAUUUGAUAAAUCAUCAAAUCAAGUUCUUCGUUUCGUCAUCGAUUUUGGUAUGAUAUGCUACAUGUUUGUGUUGGGGAUAGAAAUGGAUCCAUAUGUUCUCUUCAAGCCACCAACUCGGGAAGCUAAAGUUGCCUACGCAGGAAUUUUCUCCACCUUCCUCCUCGCCUGUUCCAUCACCCCAUUUCUCAACUUCUCAGAGAAAUACAACACACUCUGCAUUCUCGCCCUCUCCACCUCCCUCUCCAGCACAGCCUCCCCUGUUCUCACCCGCCUGAUAACCAGCUGCAAGAUCGGGAAAUCUGACAUCGGCCGGUUCGUGAUCGCGGCCGGAAUGCACUCCGAUUUCAUAUCCACUCUUAUCAUUUCCAUUGGCUAUAUUAUAUAUCCAAUAAGAGGUAAUAAAGAACCUUUAGGAAAGAUCAGCCGGCCUCGAGAAAUCAUAGAGAUGAGUUCUUCACUGAUGCUGCAGAUUUUGGUUUCUGCAAAAGUUUCACCGAUUGUUAUGAAUUGGGUUAACAAUGAGAAUCCUCAAGGAAAACCCAUGAAAGGCGCACACCUGGUUCUCUCAAUUGCUUUCAUGGUGUUGGUUUGCAGCUGCUCGACUGUAUAUGGAUACAGCUCUGUUCUAAGCGCGUUUAUGGCAGGGAUUUUCUUUCCCAGCGAUGGGAGAGUAUCCAAAUGGGUAAUUGCCAAGGUCAACUACUUGUUGAACACCAUUUUCUAUCCCAUUUUUUUCAUUUGGAUGGGGUUUGAAGCUGAUUUCGACGAAUUUCAACCUAGACAUGCAGGGACCUGGGAAAGGUUAGUUGUGCUCAUUGUGAUACCGACGGUUGGGAAAGUAGCCGGAACUGUUGUUUCUGGGGUGUUGUUGGGCUUUCACUGGCCGGAAUCUAUUGCACUUGGGUUGCUUCUAGCGACAAAGGGCCAUUAUCAAAUUUACAUGGCUAUUGCUGCUAAAUCAUUUGGUAUCACAUCUACUUCAACCAGCAUUGUGAUGGUAAUUGCAGUCUUUUUCACUGUCGUAUACACCCCAGCAGUAGUUGCGCAUAUCAUCAGACGUGCAAGGAAACGAGCACCAACUCACAGAAUGGCACUUCAAUGGCUUGACCCUGCAAAUGAACUCCGGGUCUUGCUAUGUGUUCAUGGACCUCAAAACGUGGCUGCUGCCAUUAACUUCAUGGAGAUUUCUCGAGGCACAGCUGAGCCUGGAACCGUCGUAUUCGUCACUGACAUGAUCGAGCUCACCGACGAAAUAGCAGCCACGCUUGUGCAAGGCGACGGAGUGGACACCGUGGCGGUGACUGACAAGUGUGUGACGGAGAUGAGAGAUCAAGUCACCACUGCAGUUCAGGCCUAUGUGGAGCAGAAUGCCGAGGGUCUCAAACUCAGACGAAUGCUUGCACUCUCCACCUUCAAUGGCAUGGCCUCAGACGUUUGCAUUUUGGCAGAAGAGUUGAUGUUGACACUCAUCAUAUUGCCAUUUCACAAGAGCCAGCGUGCAGAUGGAACAUUGGAUGCAGGCCAUUCAGGGUUCCGAUAUGUGAACCGCAAGGUGCUCAGGAGUGCCCCAUGUUCAGUGGGAAUUCUAGUGGACAGAGGCCUUGGACUGAUAGAAAAGAUAUCAAGAUCAUAUGUGUCUCUCAACGUUGCGGUUAUUUUCAUUGGUGGCAAAGAUGACAGAGAAGCCCUAGCCUAUGCCGGCCGUGUAGCCCGACAUCCCGGAGUAAAGCUCACGGUGAUAAGAUUUUUAGUGGAAACCAAUGCGGAGAACACGGGCCGAUCAAGAGCCGGCAACUAUCGGAUCAACAUUGCAGAGCAGGAAGAGGAGAUGAAGCUUGAUGAUGAGUGUUUUGCAGAGUUCUAUGAAAGACAUGUUGCAGGAGGACAUGUUGCAUACACUGAGAAGCACCAUGCAAGUUCAGCUGAGACUUAUUCUACUUUGAGGUCAUUGGAAGGGCACUUUGCACUCAUCAUUGUAGGAAGAGGGGGAAGGGUGAAUUCCCUGCUGACAGUGGGCAUGAAUGACUGGGAGCAGUGUCCAGAAUUGGGUCCAAUAGGGGAUGUUCUUUCAGGUUCUGAUUUCUCAGUGAAGACCUCUGUUUUGAUCAUCCAACAACACAAUGUAAGAGGAGAACUAGAUGGUCUUGAUGAUGACUUCUCUAUCAUGUAAAUGUAUCAAACCUAGUGGGGUAGCUUAGGACUUAGAAACUAAUUGUUAU
Corylus avellana is the source of this 2431-nucleotide messenger RNA. RefSeq names its product cation/hydrogen exchanger 28 (gene CHX28). Gene Ontology annotation, molecular function: antiporter activity. Gene Ontology annotation, biological process: proton transmembrane transport; regulation of pH. The record is from RefSeq and is a predicted model, not a curated record. Gene Ontology annotation, cellular component: endomembrane system; membrane. Lineage: Eukaryota; Viridiplantae; Streptophyta; Magnoliopsida; Fagales; Betulaceae.